Eucalyptus grandis is the source of this 1623-nucleotide messenger RNA. Its product is annotated as protein ACCELERATED CELL DEATH 6. The transcript is spliced from 5 exons. Gene Ontology annotation, cellular component: plasma membrane. NCBI's taxonomy places the organism in Eukaryota, Viridiplantae, Streptophyta, Magnoliopsida, Myrtales, Myrtaceae. Bases 1 to 1623 code for a protein of 540 amino acids. The record is from RefSeq and is a predicted model, not a curated record. Gene Ontology annotation, molecular function: protein phosphatase 1 binding; protein phosphatase regulator activity.
AUGCAUCCUGAAGUGUAUAAGGCCGUAAAGUUGGGGGACUUUGAUUCUCUGAAGAAAACAAUUUCAGGAGAAGACCUUUUCCAACAAACAAGUCCAAAGAAGAACAACAUUCUUCACAUUGCAGCUCAACACAAGCAGGUAUAUUUCAUUGAACAGCUUCUUCAAUGUCCAUCAGGACCAUCCCUUCUUUGGGAGUGUAACCACAAAGAAGACUUUCCCCUACACAUUGCUGCUAAAGUGGGAAGUUGCAAAACGGUUCAAGUCUUCAUUGAUCUAGUGAAAUCACUUGAUUGGGUUGUUGAAGACGGACAAGUUGAUGCAUGCAAAGAUCUACUUCGAAAGCCGAAUUUACAUAAGGAUACCGCACUGCACUAUGCAAUAAGAGGAGGCCAUGAUGAGAUGGUGAAGUUGUUGAUUGACAAGGAUCCUCAACUGUGUAAUAUUACCAAUUCUAGGGAUGAGUCCCCACUUUAUUUGGCAGCACAUCAAAGGCUUUCAAUUACCAUUAAGCUUAUUUUAGAUGCUUUCCCGUUGUCAUCCUCUCAUAAGGGCCCUAAAGGACUGACAGCUCUACAUGCCGCGGUGCACUACUCGCUGCCAAAUUGGUGGGAAAUCCUAGUGACGAGACCAGAAGUGAUCAAAGAAGGAGAUGACAUGGGGUGGACUCCUCUUCAUUAUGCUGCUUGCUUUGGCAAUGUUAAAGCAGUUGGACUACUCCUGAAACAGGAUACUUCUGUGGCAUAUGUCUUAGACAAAGAGGAGGAAUCGGCGCUUCACAUUGCAGCAUUUCGAGGCCAUGUCCCUAUCAUUGACAUGCUCGUUACAUCCUGUCCCGAUACUUGUGACAUGAUAAACACCAAAUGGCAAACGGCUCUUAAUGCAGCCGUUAUCGGAGGACAAGUCAGCCUCAGAAUUAUUGGAGUUUUACCUAUGUUGAUGAGAUCUCAUGGAUUCCCAGUUAUUCAUGACUGGGUUAUUAAACAUGUUAAGAAGAGAUUAGACACAAAAUUUGUUGGGAGUCAACCAGCUGGGUCUAUAACCACAGGAAAUAAUACAGCCAAUCGAGAAAAUUCCGAGUCAAUAAAAAGCAUUGUUGACUCUCAACUACUAGUGGCAGCGUUCGUAGCCACAGUGACCUUUGCCGCGACCUUCACGAUGCCCGGAGGUUACAACAAUGACGGACCUAACCAAGGAAUGGCGACUCUUGCUGGCAAGUGGAUUGGUUUUGCGUUCCUUUUCUCCGUCAUGGCAAUAUUCUUACAUUAUGCAAGUUUAACGUUCCGCUAUGGUCAAGAGCCGAAAUAUAUCCCCACCGUGGAAGGUCGCAUUCAAAUUGCGAUGCUCGGGCUGUUCGUAGCCUUUUAUGUGGGGCUGAAUCUGGCACGGGAGAGGCUCCCCGAGAGUAUCGAGGAAGGAGUCCGUGUUUGUGUUGCGUAUGGAUUUCUCUUUGCUGUGUGCUUCUCAUAUGAAUUAUCUGACCCCGAGGCUCAUUCGUGGCUGCUACGUAGGUGUCCCUUUGGAUAUAUGCGAAAGUUCUUGCUUGAUUGCGGGAUACACUGUAUCUUUUUUGAUUUCCCUGACCCCGAGGCUCCAUUCUGGUCGCUAGGGAAUCUAAUUAGUUGA